This is a messenger RNA of Colletotrichum higginsianum IMI 349063, 1320 nucleotides long. Its product is annotated as Actin-like protein 3. Gene Ontology annotation, cellular component: Arp2/3 protein complex; actin cortical patch. Gene Ontology annotation, molecular function: actin filament binding. Gene Ontology annotation, biological process: Arp2/3 complex-mediated actin nucleation. The record is from RefSeq and is a predicted model, not a curated record. The transcript is spliced from 7 exons. Bases 1 to 1320 code for a protein of 439 amino acids. Lineage: Eukaryota; Fungi; Ascomycota; Sordariomycetes; Glomerellales; Glomerellaceae.
AUGGCGAACCAAACGCCUGCCGUUGUCAUGGACAACGGCACGGGAUUCUCGAAGCUCGGUUUCGCCGGCAACGACUCCCCGUCCUUCGUGUUCCCGACCGCCAUCGCGACGAAAGGUGCUGCCGGAGGCAGUGGAGGAACGGGCUCUGGCCGUCCAGCUGUUGCGAACAAGCCUUCCUUCCUUACGGGCGGCGCAGGCCCCGGCGGCCACCUGAACUCGAAGCGAGGAACCGAGGACUUGGACUUCUUUAUUGGCGAUGAGGCCAUUGCGGCCUCUGGAGGACCCGGCUACGGUCUUCAUUAUCCCAUCCGCCACGGUCAAAUAGAGAACUGGGACCACAUGGAACGAUUCUGGUCUAACUCCAUCUUCAAGUAUCUCCGCGUCGAGCCCGAAGACCACUUCUUCCUCCUCACAGAACCGCCCCUGAACCCUCCCGAGAACCGCGAGAACACGGCCGAGAUCUUCUUCGAGUCAUUCAACUGCGCCGGUCUGUACAUCGCCGUCCAGGCCGUGCUUGCCCUUGCCGCCUCGUGGACCUCGUCCAAGGUUCACGACCGGUCUCUGACCGGUACGGUCAUCGACUCUGGUGACGGUGUUACCCACGUCAUCCCUGUCGCCGAGGGCUACGUCAUUGGAUCCUCCAUCAAGUCGAUCCCCAUCGCCGGCCGCGACCUGACCUACUUCGUGCAGUCCCUGCUGCGCGACAGAGGCGAGCCGGACUCGUCGCUUAAGACGGCCCAGGAGAUCAAGGAGCAGCACUGCUACGUGUGCCCCGAUAUCGUCAAGGAGUUCUCCCGCUACGACCGCGACCCCACCCGCUUCAUCAAGCACCCUGUGCUCCAGCCUGGCGGCCGCCAGGUCUCCGUCGAUGUCGGAUACGAACGCUUCCUCGCUCCCGAGAUCUUCUUCAACCCCGAGAUUUACAGCUCCGACUUCCUCACUCCCCUUCCCACUGUCGUCGACAACGUCAUCCAGUCAUCGCCUAUUGACGUCCGUCGCGGUCUCUACAAGAACAUUGUCCUUUCUGGAGGCAGCACUCUGUACAAGGAUUUUGGUCGUCGUUUGCAGAGAGAUAUCAAGCAGUUGGUCGACGCGCGCAUCCGUGCCAGCGAGGUCCGUAGUGGCGGUGCCAAGUCCGGCGGCUUGGAGGUUCAGGUCAUUACGCACAAGAGACAGAGGCACGGCCCCUGGUUCGGUGGUAGCUUGUUGGGCCAGACGCCCGAGUUCCGCUCCUAUUGCCACACCAAGGCUGAGUACGAGGAGUACGGUCCUAGCAUUGUUAGACGGUUUGCGCUGCUGGGUGGCCCUGGCGGCUCAUAA